Molecule: messenger RNA, 591 nt
Organism: Helobdella robusta
Lineage: Eukaryota; Metazoa; Annelida; Clitellata; Rhynchobdellida; Glossiphoniidae
Exons: 3
Coding region: 1-591 (196 amino acids)
Source: RefSeq, a predicted model, not a curated record
AUGUGCGACGUGAAUCUAGGCAGCUUUAUUUUAGUGGCUUGUUUCGCGGCCACUGAAUUGUUGUUGCAGCCAAGAAGUUACAUGUUCAGUGACAACACUACCCACACAGCUUACAGUUGUGCCUCUGGAACCAACCUCAGCUCCAUUGCUACCAGCCAAACUGAUUGCUGUCUUACAUGUCUCACCAAUGCACAGAUGAAUUCCUUGGCAAAAAAUUAUUAUCCGACAGAUGGCAGUCUGGAAACAUUUUUUGUAAACCUUCCAAAGGACAUGAACGAGCCUUCAAAUUCUGUUCACGGCUCUACUACUGGAUGUACAAACAACAAACUGGAUCGACCUCCUUAUGUACCAGGUAGGCUCACCUUCAUCAUCAACAUCGCGGCCACUGAAUUGUUGUUGCAGCCAAGAAGUUACAUGUUCAGUGACAACACUACCCGCACGGCUUACAGGUGUGCCUCUGGAACCAACCUCAACUCCAUUGCUACCAGCCAAACUGAUUGCUGUCUUACAUGCCUCACCAAUGCACAGAUGAAUUGCUUGGCGGGGAAUUAUUAUCCGACAGAUGGCAGGUGCGAAAUUUUUGAAGUCUAG